AUGGCUUCAUCACUGUUGAGCGCUGAUGUUGCAUCCUCUCAGAACGAGCUUCCGGUAUCUUCGGCAGUGCCGCCGCUUGCCCUGCAUAACCUCUUCAGUGUCAAGGCUGUACCGAUUUUCCAACGCGGAUCUCUACUGCCUCCCAGCAUGAACAACGGCGGCGUUUCGGCUUCGAGCAGGGUCUGGGGCACGGUGAACGGACAAGAGGUUCACCGCAUUGACUUCGACACGACCGAAGGCUUCGGUGUAAGCUUCACCACGUACGGGGCAACUCUACUGUCGGUGCGUUCCGGGGACAAGGAUGGCGCAAUAGAGGAGGUGACUCUGCAGCACGACACGUUGGAUGAGGUGGUGGCCGGAGACGCCUACUACGGCUCAACGGUCGGACGAGUCUGCAACCGCAUCGUGGGAGCCUCGUUUUCGGUGGAUGGCGAGGUGAUUUCGGUGGACGCCAACAACGGACCCCACUGCCUGCACGGCGGCGCCAAAGGGUUCGACAAGGCGGUCUGGCGGCACGAAGUUUUCCACACCUCUGACGGCGUCGGCGUUAAGUUCGAGUACGACAGCCCGGACGGGGAAGGGGGUUUUCCGGGUGCGCUUGCUACAAAGGUGACCUACUCCGUCAAGCGGGGGUCCGAGCGUGGGACCGGGGAGCUGCACACGGCAAUGGAGGCGGAGUACGUUACCGACGACGACGGUGGGAAAGAGAAGAAGAGAGGGCCGACCCCUGUGAACCUGACAAACCACGCCUACUGGAAUCUGAGCGGGGAUCGGAAGCGUUCGGUCCGGGACCACGAGUUGAUGAUGCGCUGUGACCGCUACCUGCCUCUCGACGAACAGCCGGUUCGGGUUCCGACCGGAGAGAUCAUGCCGGUUCUUGGAACACCCUUCGAUUUCACCGAGGGGGCGUCGCUCGGCGCCGCCAUCGAUGGCGUCGGGGGAAACCCCCCGGGUGUGGACAAUUGCUUGGUGCGAGUCGGAACUUCUGACGGCGGCCAAGCUGCGGGAUUCCGAACGUGGCGAUGA
Molecule: messenger RNA, 1026 nt
Organism: Ectocarpus siliculosus
Lineage: Eukaryota; Phaeophyceae; Ectocarpales; Ectocarpaceae
Source: the annotation of a GenBank genome assembly